Messenger RNA from Cervus elaphus (red deer), 2603 nucleotides. It is a transcript of the gene SH2D4A, whose product is annotated as SH2 domain containing 4A. NCBI's taxonomy places the organism in Eukaryota, Metazoa, Chordata, Mammalia, Artiodactyla, Cervidae. The record is from RefSeq and is a predicted model, not a curated record. Gene Ontology annotation, molecular function: phosphatase binding. The transcript has 10 exons. Gene Ontology annotation, cellular component: cytoplasm. Bases 529 to 1866 code for a protein of 445 amino acids.
CUGCCUUCACCCUCUUGCCUUCUCCCCUUCUCCGCACUUCUUUCAUUUUCUCUGCCCCCCAGAGCGACCGUCUCCAGGUCUCCAUCUUCGCAGCCUUUCUCCUCCGGGUCCUGGCCUCCUACGAAGCCACACCCUUGCGGACCAGCGCCCUGGAGGAGUUUGAUAAUUGACUUAAGAUCAACAAAAGAAAAAAAGUGAGCUCGGAGACGCUGGCGCACAGGCUCGUCCGGCGGAGCUGAGAAGGGCUCCCGGCCCCGGGCCCCACCUGCCGGGACGCCCGGCCGGACCCCUGCCCGGGCCGCGGGGCGCACGGAGGGACGCGCCGGCGGCCGCAGGUUCAUGAGUGGCGUUUUGGACAGGGAGCCUGGUGUGGGAGCCCAGAGGCAGUUUGCUGAACUGCCGUCGUCCCAGCCCCACGAGCGUCCGGGAAGGUCUGUGGGUGCCGCCCCGUGCCAGCCCAGGGGAGGCAGCCCUGGAAGCCGUUCUCAAGAACUUUUGCCCCAGGUGUAAGACUCCAGCCCCGCAAAGAUGCUGAAACAGAUCCUGUCGGAGAUGUACAUAGAUCCUGAUCUGCUGGCAGAGCUGAACGAGGAACAGAAACAGAUCCUGUUCUUCAAGAUGAGGGAGGAGCAGAUCCGCCGCUGGAAAGAAAGAGAAGCAGCGAUGGAAAAACAGGAGUCCUUGCCAGUGAAACCCAGACCAAAGAAAGACAACAGCAAAUCCGUUCACUGGAAACUGGGAGCCGACAAGGAGGUCUGGGUCUGGGUGAUGGGCGAACACCACCUGGACAAACCCUACGAUGUGAUCUGUGAUGAGAUCCUCGCGGAGAGGGCGAGGCUGAAGGCCGAGCAGGAGACGGCGGAGCUCAGAAAAGCUCAGCCCGGAGAGCUCAGCAGCAGCUCGAAACCAAAGCCUCCAUCCUCCGAGGGGCGGGCGCCCGGGAACGUGGGGGAGAAGGCGGCGGAGGCGGGGACGCCGGGCCGAGGCUGCGGGCCAGCUGCGCCGCUGGCAGAGCAGAAAGCGCCCCUGUCCUCCAGCUCCUCAAGAAAUAUUCACCAAAUGUUGGCAGAUUCUGUCAGUCGUAUAAAGGAAUUCGGAUUUCACCAGAAGAAAGAAUCAGUGAAGAAAACACAAGAUGAAGAAAUAAAACAAAUAGAUGAAGAGAGAACCAAGCAGAUUUAUAAAAACUGGAAAGAAGAUUCGGAGUGGCAGGCCUCUUUGCGAAAAUCCAAAGCUGCUGAUGAGAAGCGGCGCUCCCUGGCCAAGCAGGCCCGGGAGGACUACAAGCGGCUGUCGCAGCGGGGGAGGAGUGGCAAGGGACAGCAGGGCCCCCCGGGCGGCCCCCAGAAACCCAGGAGGCCCCCGCUCCCGCCCAAGCCUCAGUUCCUGAGCCCAGCAGGACAGCCACACACACCUCUCAGGAAUGAGAGAGUGACGAGGCCGGCGUCCAGCCCAGCCCAGGAGGACAUCAGGCGCUGGUUCCGGGAGGAGCAGCUUCCUCUGCGGGCCGGCUACCUGGCGGACUCGGACAGCAUCGCCCCCUGGUUCCACGGAAUCCUCACGGUAAACAGAGCGAACGAGCUUCUGAGCACCUGCGUGCCGGGUAGCUUUCUGAUCCGGGUCAACGAGAAGAUCAAGGGCUACGCCCUGUCCUACCAGUCCGAGGACGGCUGCAGACACUUCCUCAUAGAUGCCUCCUCGGACUCAUACGGCUUCCUGGGCGUGGACCAGCAGCAGCACGCCAGCCUGGCCGAGCUGGUGGAGUACCAUAAGGAGGAGCCCAUCACCUCCCUGGGGAAGGAGCGCCUUCUCUACCCGUGCGGUCAGCAGCAAGAGCCGCCCGACUACCUGGAGCUGUUUGAGUGAUAGCCCUGCAGCCAGCAGACCCCACGGCCGUGGACACACGUGAGAAGCCACCGCAAGCCCACCCCGACCAAGUGAAAGGGCCCUUGAGGUUCCCUAAAGAUCGCUGCACGCAGGCUGGAGUUUCACGCCAGGAGGGAAUUGCCUCCUCCACGUUGUACAUGCCCCAGCAGUAAAGGGAGACGAACCCGCACUUCCACAGCUCCUAACGUGAAGGCUGCGACACUCACGACGUGUGAAACAAACCAAGAAACUGGCACCUUGUAGGAAUUAAGCGCAAGCGAAAUCGCUUCGGUCGUGUCCGACUCUUUGCGACCCCAUGGGCUGUAGCCUGCCAGGCUCCUCUGUCCAUGGGAUUCUCCAGGCGAAUACUGGAGUGAGUUGCCAUGCCCUUCUCCAGGGGAUCUUCCCCACCCAGGAAUCAAACCCGCAUCUCUUACAUCUUCGGCCUCAGCAGGCACGUUCUUUGCCACUAGCGCCACCUGGGAAGCUCAUCGGAAUCAAGGGACACCUCAAAGCCAGCCUCUCCCGCGGCCUCACGGGAAGGUCUCAGGCUCCAGGGUGUAAGACACAGGGAACAUGAGUUGGAGGUCGGGUGAGCUGAAUGGGGAGUUUGAAGGUGUCGGAAGAGGGGCUUCAGAUGCACAGAAAUACCCUGGACGAGGGCAGGAGGCGGGGGGCCGUGUGAGAGGUGGUUUCCCGGCUCUGGGGGAGCGGGCAGGGCUCCAGCCAGGACCACA